GUCUGGGGCUUAGAGAGUGGGGAACUUGUGACCCUGAGGACUUAUGCUGAGGAACCCCCAAAAGUCAAGGAGAAAGGCGAUCUGUGCUAAUUCAUUGUCAGGUCAAGUGGCAGUCAUCCUGUUUACAUAGUGAGUAAUGUGUCUCUUCCCUCCCACCAUGCUAGGGGUGGGGGGUAUAGGACCCUGCUUUUGCGCCCUAACUUUCGGGCACUUUGAACAGCUGCCCUCUUGACACUGCUUCACGGACUCUCAGCAGAUGGAGGCGCCCCCAGCCCCGCGGCUCCCGCCUCCUCCCCUUCCCGGGGCGGGCGGGUGCCCCCGGGCCGGGAUCCCCGAGGCGCCCGCCUACCGCGGCCGCGGGGACCCGGGCGCGCGAGGUGAGGGGCCGCCCGCACGUCGCCCCCGCCCGGAUCCCGACACCGCGUCGCCCCGAGCGCCGCCCGCACGGCGGGGCGGCCGCCAGGAGCCGCGGGGGCCGAGGACCCGGGAUGGAGGACCCCGCGGAUGCCCGCAGCCCGAGGGAAUCACCGGGGGCCGGGCGGUCCUCGCCCAGACACCCGCCGCCCGAGACUUGGAACGCGGACUCCAGGGGCGGCGCGCACGGGAAGUACCUGGAAAUUUUUGGAUAGGUUCAUUGUCAAUAUUGAUGAUCUUUGAAGGAACAGAGGAGGCAACAUUGAUCACCAAUCAUACUAAGGUCAGGAUCUCCAGGAGAUUUGUAACAGGUAUGCCAGAAGACGCCUAUGGUCAGGACACUUUGAGAAAUACUUGGAAAUGCCUCUCAUUAAGCACCUGAUUGUGGACUUUUCAAGACUGCAUGGGAACAGGAGGAUGUGAAGUUCCUCUCCCCCCACAAACACAUCAAGAAUACAUCUACAAAUGGAACAGUUCUGCAGGGCACCCACUGAACACUAGAAGAGGACCUCGAACACCUAGAAGGACAAGAAAGAUCCCCACAUACCUGGGUAAAAGACUGAAGAAAAAAACAAGGAAAAAGAGGAGAGGAAGUUGGAUGGGACCUGUACCUCUGGAGUCACUGAGGGUGAGCAGUGGCUCCCGCAUCCGGGGAAGCGCCCUCACCAGCAGGGAGAUCAGUGGGGACAUAGACGAGCCCUGGGGACAGGCAGCAUGGAAUGACACCCACACAGGUAGUUCAUGCCGCAGCCCGUGUGCCCCAGCCUGAGGCACGCGUCCAUCAGUGCAGAUCAGGGCUGGAUGCCGGACCGUGCGGGUGGGAACACAGACUCGGGAGGGGACCACUGCUGGCUCUGAGGAGAUGGCCCGAGGGGAUGGAGAUGAGGAGCUCCACAAGUGGAAAUGCUUGUGGAAGAAGGCUGGACCACCACGGAAGCCAAGUGCCGUUACUGAGUGAUGUGCAAAGGCCGGGGCUGCCCCUGAAGCUUCUUUCCUCAGGCACAGGCUCCUGCCUCCACGGACACUGGGGAGGGCUCCUACUGGAGCUGGCUCGUGUGCCCUGCCAUCACCUACCCCCACCCGUCUGGGUGACACACCUGCCCUGCUCACCCCCUGAUGGGCCUGUGCAUUCCAACUAUACCCAAGAGCCAUCCCACCUGGGCGGCCACUCGCCCCAGUCACAACCUUGGGCUCUUCGUGCCUGAUGGUUGGUGAGCUCUGGCAGCCUCCGGAGCAGACUCAUUGGGAGGAAUACCCACAGAGGUGGGGCGGCAACGACAGCUGAGCCCCAGGGGCCUGUGACUGAGGAAGAAGAGCUGAAACCUCCUCGUAGCUGCACAGACCAUGGAGUUAUAACUCUGCUGACCGCUUCCCUAAUCCAGUGCCUGGGAAACAUCUGAAAGGGCAACAAGUGACCCUGCAGCUGGGACGGGUUUGGCUUUAGUAGCUGUAGGCUUUGUGGACAUGUGCACACGAAGGAUGGGCCGGGCCGGAGUCUGAACUGUCUCCAGAGCUCCCACAGAGGGUCCAGGUGAACACCACCGCAGUCCUGGGGCCUGAGCGUGGUGAAAACGACACCUGGAAAGUGAGCGUGGCCAGUUGCCAGCAUACGCACGGGUGAGGUGGGGCUGAGAGCAGAGCCAACAGCAGUGUUCUCUGUGAGCCCACACGAGCUGCAGAAGGGGACAAACGGAGCAUAUCCACAGGCCAACGGCUCCGGAGAAGGGACACUCAGUGGUUUCCCCACACAGAUCAGAAACACAGCUAAGACGUAGAUCUGGAGGCCUCUACUCCAACUAGCGAGCAGACCCUGCCACUGACAAGGUGAUGACAAUCACACAGCAAAGGGGAGGCCCCGCUCAAUAUCUAGGGCAGGCUCUUUGAACCCUCGAUUAAGGCGAUAACGGCACAGCCUCUGGACCAACCUCACCUACCAGAGGGCAGACACCAGAAGCAAGAAACUAUGAUCCUGCAGCCUGCAGGAAGAAGGCCACAAACAAGAAGCCUGACAAAUUGAGAUGACAAAGAAACACACUGCAGACAACAGAGUAACACCUACAAAACCAACUAAAUGACAAGAGAAUAGGCAAUCGACCUGAAAAAAAAAAAUUCAGAAUACGCUGAGUCCUCAAACAUAUGAGUUCUGUUCUGAGAGUGCAUUCGUAAGUCCCACAAAGUUAGCCUGGCUGCCCAACUAACACAAUCAGCUAUAUAUUUUUCACACAAAUAACACAUUAAAAACAAAUAUAAGAUAUAAAGAAAACACCUUUACAGUACACUACCUUGAAAAGUACAGUAGCACAGUACCACAGCUGGAACUGAUUGAAUAGGCGAGAAGAUUUACUGACUGGAGGAGGGAGUGGAGGUGGGAGACGAAGGACCGUCAACAACAAGGAGAUAGAGGGUAAGCUGCAGUUUCACGCAUGCGUGACACUGAUGGAAUGCACAUUCUCAUCUUUGAAAGUUCACUUUCACCACUUUAUUUUUUUAAUUUUUUAAAAAAUUUUUAUUUUCCCCCAUUUAUUUUUAUAAGUUGGAGAAAGUUCACAACUGGAAGGUUUGCACAUGUGGGGACCUACUGUAAUGAUAAUAAAGAUGAUCCAAGGUCUUAGGAAAAGAAUGGAGGCACAGAUUGAGAAGAUACAAGAAAUGUUUAACAAAGACCUAAAAAUACUAAAGAACAACAACAACAAAAAAAAAAAACGAACAAUAUACUAACUAAAAUGAAAAAUGCACUAGAAGCAAUCAUUAGCAGAAUAACUGGGGCAGAAGAAUGUGUAUGUGACCUGAAAGACAGAAUGGUGGAAACCUCUGCUGUGGACCAGAAUAAAGAAAAAUGAAUGAAAAUAAAUGAGGACAAUCUCAGAAACCUCUGGGAUACCAUUAAAUGCGCCGAUAUUCUAAUUACAGGGGUUCCAGAAAAAUAAUGAGGUAAAGCACUUAAAUACAAAGGAAAGUACUAAAAUCAACAAGAAAAAAUCAACAAAUAACACACAAAGGAAUUUUCAUGAAGUUUCCAGCUGAUUUUUCAGCAGAAACUCUGCAGGCCAGAAGUGAAUGGCAUGAUGUAUUUAUGUAUUUAAAAAGAUGAAAUGGAAAAACCUACAACCAAGAACAUAACCCAUCAAGGGUCUCAUUCAAAUCUGAUAGAAAAAUCAAAACCUUUACAGAUAAGUAAACCUAAGAGAAUUCAGCACCACUAAACUAGCUUUACAAAAAAUGAUAAAGGAAGUUCUUAGGCAGCAAACACAAGAGAAG
Molecule: messenger RNA, 3672 nt
Organism: Cervus elaphus (red deer)
Lineage: Eukaryota; Metazoa; Chordata; Mammalia; Artiodactyla; Cervidae
Product: collagen alpha-1(III) chain-like
Exons: 4
Coding region: 257-796 (179 amino acids)
Source: RefSeq, a predicted model, not a curated record